Molecule: messenger RNA, 1638 nt
Organism: Metarhizium brunneum ARSEF 3297
Lineage: Eukaryota; Fungi; Ascomycota; Sordariomycetes; Hypocreales; Clavicipitaceae
Product: Acyl-CoA ligase azaF
Biological process (GO): secondary metabolic process
Molecular function (GO): CoA-ligase activity
Source: RefSeq, a predicted model, not a curated record
AUGUUCAAAGCAAGCAGACAGAUCGACCUCCCAACCAAGGACAUCCUGUCCUACAUAUUUGACGAACCCGAUUACGACCAGGACAAACCAAUCUAUGUGGAUACAAACGACAGCACCCGUACAAUAUCAUGCAAUCAAGCCAGAGUCAUCAUCCGCCAGCUGAUUGCCGGUCUUCGAGCAGCGGGCGUAAAGCCAGGGGACUGCAUCGCCAUCCACUCAUUUAAUGAUAUUUCUUAUUCCAUGCUCGUUCUGGCCAUUAUCGGUGCUGGCGGGAUUUUUACCGGCACAAAUCCGGCAUACACGGCCGGGGAGCUCAGUCACCACAUCAAGACAUCCCGGUGCAGCUUUCUGAUAUCUGAGCCAGAGAUACUCAAUCCUCUCCUUGAAGCCGCCAGGGACAACAAAAUCCCUGAUGAUAACAUUUGGAUAUUCAAUCCCCUGGGUCAGCAAGUUCCCGCAGGCAGGCGGCCAUGGACGGAUCUGCUAAAGCACGGCGAGCAAGACUGGCUUCGAUUUGAUGACCACGAUGUUUCCAAGUCGACGACAGCCGCGAGGCUUUUCAGCAGCGGCACAACCGGGCUUCCAAAAGCCGUGACCAUCACACACUAUAAUUUGAUCGCCCAGCAUGAACUCGUGGUCAAGGCAGACCAGCGGCCAUACGAGGUGUCCCGCGUCGUCGCCACGCCCAUUUUCCACGCCGCAGCCGCCCCGGGAACGCACGUCAGCGCCCUCGCCUCCGGGCACGUCGUCUUCAUGAUGCGCCGGUUCGAGCUCAAGGCGUUUCUGCACGCCGUAGAGACUUUCCGCGCCACGGAGCUCGGCCUCGUGCCGCCGAUUGCCAUUGCCAUUGUAACGUCGCCCUACGCAACGACGAGGCCGUUCCUAGCUACCGUCAGGAACGCUCGUUGCGGCGCCGCGCCACUGGACAAGCAGCUCCAAGCCAGGCUGCAGCAUCUCCUCAGCAACGGAGCAGCACUGACGCAGGUAUGGGGGAUGACGGAGACCUCGUGCGUCGCCACCAUGUUUCCCUACGGGGAGCACGACGACACCGGCUCCGUGGGGCGCAUCAUCCCCAACGUCGAGCUAAAGCUUGUUGGCGACGACGGCCGCGAAAUACGCGACUACGGGGUCCGCGGCGAAAUCUGCGUUCGGGGCCCGACCGUUACCCCGGGCUACUUUGACAACAACACGGCCAACGCGGAAAGCUUCGACUCGGAAGGCUGGUACAAGACGGGCGACAUAGGCUACUGCGACGGCGAGACGCGCAAGUGGUACAUUGUCGACCGGAAGAAGGAGCUCAUCAAGGUGCGCGGCUUUCAAGUGGCGCCGUCUGAGCUCGAGGCCGUCCUCAUCUCGCACCCGCAGGUUGUGGACGCUGCUGUUGUCGGUGUCGCUCUCCCCGGGGCCGAGGGCGAGUUCCCACGGGCGUUUGUUGUGCGACGGCCCGGCGGCGAGGGUUUGAGGCUGGACGAGCGGGCGGUCAGGGAGUACAUGGAGAGCCGGCUGGCCAGGUACAAGGCUCUGACGGGGGGCGUCAAGUUUGUCGACGCCAUUGCGAAGAAUGCGAGCGGCAAGAUUCUGAAGCGGCUUCUUCGAGAGCAGAGCAAGAAUGAACUUGAAGUGUCUGCCAAGAUAUAG